Messenger RNA from Phacochoerus africanus (Common warthog), 2159 nucleotides. It is a transcript of the gene MFSD2A, whose product is annotated as MFSD2 lysolipid transporter A, lysophospholipid. The coding region runs from base 182 to 1771 and encodes 529 amino acids. The transcript is spliced from 14 exons. Gene Ontology annotation, biological process: carbohydrate transport. Lineage: Eukaryota; Metazoa; Chordata; Mammalia; Artiodactyla; Suidae. The record is from RefSeq and is a predicted model, not a curated record. Gene Ontology annotation, cellular component: membrane. Gene Ontology annotation, molecular function: lysophospholipid:sodium symporter activity.
UUCGCCUCGCCGCCUGCCGGGUGUACUAUCGCGCGGCAACCGUGGCGGCGGCGGCGCCGGAGCCGGCUACGACUACAACGAGAGCCCGGGAGGAGCGGAGGCCCGCGGAGCAGAGGAAGGAACAUCGCGGAGCAGAGGAGCAUCCCGGCCUCCCGGUCCCGGGCGGCGUGGCCCGCGGAUUAUGGCUAAAGGAGAGGGCGCCGAGAGCGGCUCCGCGGCGGGGCUGCUGCCCACCGGCAUCCUCCAAGCGGGUGAACGUCCGGUCCAGGUGAAGAAGGAGCCGAAGAAGCAAAAACAGUUGUCCGUUUGCAACAAGCUUUGCUAUGCAGUUGGGGGGGCCCCCUACCAGGUAACAGGAUGUGCCCUGGGGUUCUUCCUGCAGAUCUACCUGUUGGAUGUAGCUCAGGUGGAUCCUUUCUCUGCCUCCAUCAUCCUAUUUGUGGGCCGAGCUUGGGAUGCCAUCACAGACCCCCUGGUGGGCUUCUGCAUUAGCAAAUCCCCCUGGACCCGCCUGGGCCGCCUCAUGCCCUGGAUCAUCUUCUCCACACCCCUGGCCAUCAUCGCCUACUUCCUCAUCUGGUUCGUGCCUGACUUCAAGCAGGGCCAGGCCCUGUGGUACUUGCUUUUCUACUGCCUCUUUGAGACACUGGUCACGUGUUUCCACGUUCCCUACUCAGCUCUCACCAUGUUCAUCAGCACGGAGCAGAGCGAGCGGGAUUCUGCCACUGCAUAUCGGAUGACCGUGGAGGUGUUAGGGACAGUGCUGGGCACAGCCAUCCAGGGGCAGAUCGUGGGCCAAGCAGAUACGCCUUGCAUCCAGGAUGUUAAUGCUUCUACAGUAGCCUUGGAAGGUGCCAAUCUCACACAGAGUGCCACCUCACUCAAAGAAACGCAAAAUGCAUACCUGCUGGCGGCAGGGGUCAUUGCCUCCAUCUAUGUCAUCUGUGCCAUCAUCCUGAUCCUGGGCGUGCGGGAGCAGAGAGAACCAUACGAGACUCAACAGACCAAGCCGAUGUCCUUCUUUCCGGGCCUCCGGCUGGUCAUGAGCCAUGGCCCCUACAUCAAGCUUAUUGCCGGCUUCCUCUUUACCUCCUUGGCUUUCAUGCUGGUGGAGGGGAACUUCGCCCUGUUCUGCACCUACACCUUGGGCUUUCGCAAUGAAUUCCAGAAUCUGCUCCUGGCCAUCAUGCUCUCAGCCACAAUCACCAUUCCUAUCUGGCAGUGGUUCCUAACCCGGUUUGGCAAGAAGAUGGCUGUGUACAUUGGGAUCUCAUCAGCAGUGCCAUUUCUCAUCUUGGUGGCCCUCAUGGAAAGUAACCUGAUCGUCACAUACGUGGUAGCAGUAGCAGCCGGCAUCAGCGUAGCAGCUGCUUUCUUACUACCCUGGUCCAUGCUCCCCGACGUCAUUGACGACUUCCACCUGAAGCAGCCCCACAUCCAUGGGACGGAGCCCAUCUUCUUCUCCUUCUACGUCUUCUUUACCAAGUUUGCCUCUGGAGUCUCCCUGGGCAUCUCCACCCUCAGCCUGGACUUCACCGGGUACCAGACCCGAGGCUGCUCCCAGCCGGCACGGGUCAAGUUCACGCUGAAGAUGCUGGUGACCAUGGCUCCCAUAGUCCUCAUCCUGCUGGGCCUGUUGCUCUUCAAGCUGUACCCCAUUGAUGAGGAGAAGCGGCGGCAGAACAAGAAGGCCCUGCAGGCUCUGAGGGAAGAGGCCAGCAGCUCAGGCUGCUCUGAUACAGACUCUACAGAACUGGCCAGCAUCCUCUAGGGCCUGCUGGAUGACCUGAAGCCACCACGCCCAGGGUCUGGGUUACCAGGCCGCACGAGGAAUCCCGGCUUGCUUGCCUGCUCACUGAACAGCUGGUCUCCAGAUGCCAGGAAGGGAACCAAAGACUCACAAGAAAGUGACCCAGGACACCUGUGCCCACAAUGGGGGCAUGCUCUUCAUAGGGCCACCUGCCCAUGGGGCUGAGCCCAGGGGCUACUACUGUGAAUAUACCAAGGACUGAUCGGGCCUAGCCCGGAACACUAAUGUAGAAACCUUUUAUACAGAGACUAAUUAAUAACUUAAUGACUGUGUACAUAGCAAUGUAUGUUUAUGUAUAUAUGUCUGUGAGCUAUUAAUGUUAUUAAUUUUCAUAAAAGCUAUAAAGCUG